UCCGGAAGUGGUUGCUGGUCGCUGCAGGGCAACACCCCGGCGUCCCUGGAAGCGGGGAGCCGGACACCCCGGCGUCCCUGGAAGUGGGGGGGCCGGGGUGGUGCUGGGGAGGCGGCGCAGAGCCAUCGUCCCGGAAUCCCCCGGAAUCGGGGACAGGGUCUCUGGGAUCAAGAUAGCUGCGCCUGGCUGAGCCAUGGCUAGGCGGCCGAUCCUCUUAGGUGACCAGCUGGUUCUGGAGGAAGAUUCUGAUGAGACCUACGUUCCCAGUGAGCAAGAAAUCCUUGACUUUGCCAGAGUGAUUGGUAUCGACCCCGUCAAGGAGCCAGAACUGAUGUGGCUGGCAAGAGAGGGUAUCGAGGCCCCAUUGCCCAAGGGCUGGAAACCAUGCCAGAACAUCACAGGUGACCUUUACUAUUUCAACUUUGACACUGGGCAGUCCAUCUGGGACCAUCCGUGUGACGAGCACUAUCGGAAGUUGGUCAUCCAAGAGCGGGAGAGGUGGUCGGCUCCCGGGGCCAUUAAGAAGAAAGACAAGAAAAAGAAAAAGGAAAAGAAAAAUAAGAAGGACAAAGAAACCUCCAAAAGUCCUCUGGAACCACAGCCUGAGCAGGGACUUCUGCCUUCCUCCUCCUUUCUCCGUGGCCUGUCCCCUCUCUCAGCACCUGGGCUUGCUGAUCUGGACCUAGACCAAGAGGUGCAGGCUAGAAAUGAGGCUUUUAAGAAAGGGAGGAGCCCGUGCAUGCUGGGCGACACACCGUGGCCCCUAGUGGGCGCCCUUCCUGGUAAGCUGCAGCCGCUCUCCAAAGGCCAAGCCUCUCGAACCCACCAGAUCUUUGCUGAUGUGGAGAAAAUCUUAGGCAGGCCUUCGAUCCAAUGCAAGACAGAGUUAGGAGACCUGCAGGGUCUGGAGUCAGCCCAGAAGGCCACAGAGAAAAUCUACCUGGGGUUUUCAGACCCCGAAAUAGAAAAGAUGGAAUUGAGGACCAGACAGCAGAGACCUGGCGCCGGGGGCGCUCAGAACCCGGAGCCACUCCACAAUGGGCAGGAUGUAUCGGAAUGCAGGAGCCAGACCCCUGCUCACUCUAAGCUUUCGGAGGCUCUCAGGGGCCUGCCGCUGAAAGGGGAGCACCAUAAUAACCACAGCUUAGCCACACUGAACUGCACUGGUCCUGGAGGGGACAAAGGUCAGAGCCCCGUUCCCUUGCCACCUUCUGAGGAGGAGCCCUCCCUGUCCCUUUGUUCAUCUGACCACACGCUGCCUGCCAGGAAGAAGAAGCUGUUUUUACUCGAGAGCAGCCCAGCGGAAGACUUCAGCUGGCAGGGAGUUCCCGGGGAAGGUGGGGACCUGGGCAGGGAGAGGUGGAGGAGGGAGUCUCCAGGCCUAUGGAGGGGACAGGUCUCCAAGCUUAUCCACAAGGACACCCCAGAGAGAUGCAAGGAAACGGAGCCUGCUGCUCCCAAGGCUGCAGAGGCCUCAGCUGAAGAUGCACCACAGGGACCCUCGCUGAUGCCGCCUGACACCCUGGCAUCAGAACCAGUUCCAAAGCCCCCUGCAGGGGAUCCUGCCAGCGACGACAGGCAUCAUCUACCUGAAUCUCCAGAACCUCCCAAUGAAGAUAGGAAGCCUAGCGUGCCCGGGGCUGACUCGGAUGACAGUAGUGGAGGGGGCAGCAGCCUGGCCUCACCCCUUGGUUCACAGGUCCUGGGUGAGGUGAACAACUUCCCCUGGGACCUGCAGAACCCCCAGGGGUCUGUUCCCGUCAUGGGCCAGUCAGGCCCAGGGCCCAGAGAUGUGCGUUUCUGCCCUUUCCUGGUGCCCCAGUUGUCCCACAUGAGCUCUGCGGAGGAGCAGUCCGAGAGCGAAGACUACUCCGAGGACCAGAGAUUCUACCAGCACAUUCUGCAGAUGGUCAAGAUCUCCAGGCGGCUGGAGGGCCUGGGGCUGCCUGAGAACCUGCAGGAGAUUCCAUGCAAAGAUGUCGCCGGCAUGGUCUGUAACAUGGCCAAUGAGUCUUCCAGGAUAUCUAGUGAGGGUGAACACAAGGCCAUCAGAGCUCCAGAGAGGGACUCAGGGUCAUUGGCCUGGGGGCCAGAACUGCUGGAACAUCCUCCAGGAGCUGCCUCCGCCCCUGCUGGCCAGGGGGCCUCUCAGCAAGCACAGUGCCAGCCCAGCACCGGCCUCAGGCAGGGUCUGGUCCAGCCCUGUUCCGACCCUGGGCUUGCUGCAGAGCCAAGCAAGACGCAGCUUCUCAGCCAGGUCCUGGGUUCCCCCUUAGCCCCAGUCCAGGCCCCUCUUUGGGGCCUGGCUCCCUUACGUGGCCUUGGGGAUGCCCCGCCCUCUGCCCUCCGUGGAUCCCAGAGUGUGAGCUUGGGGAGCUCGGCAGAUUCUGGGCAUCUUGGGGAGCCCACGCUGCUUCCACAGAGUCUCAAGGCUGCUGCUUGUACAAAAGGUCUCUUGGCGUCUGUCCAUGAGGGCAAGAAUGCUCUCAGCCUCUUGACUUUAGGGGAAGAGACCAAUGAGGAGGACGAAGAGGAGAGUGACAACCAGAGCGUCCGGAGCUCCAGCGAGCUUCUCAAGAACCUGCAUCUGGACCUUGGUGCCCUGGGAGGUAACUUUGAGUAUGAGGAGUCUCCAAGAACCAGCCAGCCGGACAAGAAGGAUGCUUCUCUCGACUCAGAUGCCGACCGCCCCCCAACUCCCGGCAAGCUGUUCAGCCAGGGUGCAGACAGUAGUGAGGGCAGUGCCAAUGGCGGCAAGUCCCAAGGAAGAGGGGCGAGUCCCUGGAGCCCACAGAAAGAAAAUGAGAAUAGCAGUCCCAAGGCUUCUUCAAGUCAGGUGCCUCCUGGAUUGGACCCUGGGGGUGAUCAGCCUUCCAGGGCCUCUACAAAGGAGCAGGCAGAGGACGGAAUGGAGGCAGGAGAGGAGGCUUCCAGGAGGCACAGUGCAGCCAAGGAGCCAAAGGAGGCUUCUGCCCUGGAGGAGAACACCUCAGAUGUCAGUGAGGAGUCAGAGACCCACGAACACUUGAAGGAUCACCCCCAACGCUCAGAGUCCGAAGCUUCUGGCCCCAAGUCUUCCCUUGGCCUGGACUUUGGCUUUCGUGGCCGGAUCUCGGAGCACCUGCUGGAUGGUGACACGCUUUCUCCGGUCUUGGGUGGACCCCCCUGGGAGGCCCAGGGGUUAGGCCAAGAAGAACAAGAUGACAGCAAGUCCAGCAGAGCAGAGCCACAGAGCAAGCGGACCCAAGUCUCUGAGAGGGAAUGGCUCCAGGGUACUCGUCACAGCCAGGCCCCUGAGGAAGGGCCUCUGCAGACUCUGGAGGGGCAGCCUGAGUGGAAGGAAGCAGAGGAGCCUGGGAAGGACUCUGUAGCCAGCCCCACCCCACUGUCCCUCCUCCAGAGGGAGCAGGUCCUGAGUCCACCUGCUUUCCCUGAGAGGGCUGAGGAAAAACACUCCCAGGCCGAGGAGCUGGGCCUUGGGCAGCAGGAGGCUGAGGAGACCGAGGAGAAGGUGGCAGUCUGUCCCAGCUCACCUGCCUCUCCAGAGGUGCAAACUGCAGAGCCUGCAGCUCCUCAAAAGCAAUUCUCAGAGGCUAUACUGAAGGGCAUGGAAGAGGCAGUGACCCAGGAACUGGAGGAGGACCAGAGGCUGCUGCUGGAGUUGCAGAAAGAGAAGCCACAGCAGCUGGAAGAGAGGCAGUGUCGAGAGGAGGAGGAAAAGGAGGAGGGAGAGGAAGAGGAGGAGAAGGAAGAAGAGGAGAAGGAAGAAGAGGAGGAGGAGGAGGGGGAGGAAGAGGAGGAGGAAGAAAAAGAUGAGGAGGAAGAAGAGGAGGAGGAGGAGGAGGAGGAGGAGGAGGAGCUCCAGCUUUACCAGCAGAAGGAGAAGUCCCUCAGCCUCCUGAAAGCCCAGCUACAGAAAACUGCUGAGGAGGAGGAGAAGGAAGAGGAGACUCGGAUAAGAGAGGAAGAACGCCAGAGGCUGGCCCACCUCCGGGCCCAGGUGCAGUCCAGUACAGAAGCAUUUGAGAACCAAAUUAGGGCCGAGCAACAGGCUGCCCUACAGAGGCUUCGAGAAGAGGCAGAGACCCUCCAGGAAGCUGAAAGAGCCAGCUUGGAACAGAAAAGGAGGGCUCUGGAGCAGCUGAGGGAGCAGCUGGAGGCCGAGGAGAGGACUGCACAGGCCGCCUUGAGGGCAGAGAAGGAGGCAGAGAAGGAGGCCGCUCUGCUGCGACUGAGGGAGCAGCUGGAAGGGGAGAGGAGAGAAGCAGUGGCAGGCCUAGAGAAGAAGCACAGUGCUGAACUGGAGCAGCUCUGUUCCUCACUAGAAGCCAAACACCGGGAGGUGAUCUCCAGCCUCCAGAAGAAGAUAGAGGGAGCUCAGCAGAAGGAGGAGGCCCAGUUACAGGAGAGCCUUGGGUGGGCCGAGCAGAGAGCUCACCAGAAGGUUCAUCAGGUGAUUGAGUAUGAACAAGAGUUCAGCAGCCUCCUUCGAGACAAGCGCCAGGAGGUAGAGAGGGAGCAUGAGAGGAAGAUGGACAAGAUGAAGGAGGAGCACCGGCAAGAGAUGGCCGAAGCCAGAGACCGACACGAAGCUGAGGUGAGAAAGCAGCGGGCUGACCUCCUGGGGCAACUGACUGGAGAGCUGGAGCGCUUGCAAAGGGCCCACGAGCGGGAGUUAGAGAGAGUGAGGCAGGAGCAGGACCAGCAGCUUGAAGACCUAAGGCGUCGACACCGGGAUCAAGAAAGGAAAUUACAAGAUUUAGAGGUGGAACUCUCGUCCAGAACUAAAGAUGUCAAAGCCAGACUGGCUCAGUUGAAUGUUCAGGAGGAGAACAUGCGGAAAGAGAAGCAGCUGCUCCUGGAGGCGCAGAGGCAGGCUGCCCUGGAGAAGGAGGAAACCAGAGCCACCCAUCAGCACCUGGAAGAAGCGAAGAAAGAGCACACGCACCUGCUGGAGACAAAGCAGCAGCUGCGAAGGGCCAUCGAUGACCUGCGUGUCCAGCGGGUGGAGCUGGUGUCCCAAGUGGACCUGUUGCAGGCGCAGAGUCUGAGACUGCAGAAGCACGUGAGCAGCCUAGAGGCUGAAGUACAAAGGAAGCAGGACGCCUUGAAAGAGAUGGCGGCUGAGACCGAUGCUUCCGCACACCUGGAGCCAGGUCUCCACAUUGAGGACCUGAGGAAAUCCCUUGGCAUAAACGGGAACCAAGAGGUGUCUUCUUCUCUCUCCCUGAGUAAGGAGGAGCUCGACCUGUCCAUGGAGAGUGUCCGGCACUUUCUCUCUGCUGAGGGUGUAGCUGUCCGCAGUGCUAAGGAGUUCUUGGUGCGCCAGACGCGCUCCAUGCGGAGGCGACAGACAGCUCUGAAAGCCGCCCAGCAGCACUGGCGCCAUGAGCUGGCCGGCGCCCAGGAGGUAGACGAAGACCUGCCAGACACUAAGGUCCCGGAUAAUGUGCGCAAGAAUUUGGAUGAGGAGACCAGGCACUUGGACGAGAUGAAGUCCGCCAUGCGCAAAGGCCACGACUUGUUGAAGAAGAAAGAGGAGAAGCUGAACCACCUGGAAUCUUCUCUACAGGAAGAGGUCUCUGACGAGGACACUCUGAAAGGAUCCUCUAUCAAGAAGGUGACCUUUGAUCUCAGUGACAUGGACGAUUUGAGCAGUGAGAGUUUUGAGUCCAGCCCCGUACUGCCCAUCACUCCAAACUCUGCUGAUCCCAACAAGAUCCAUUACCUGAGCAGUUCCCUUCAGCGAAUCAGCAGUGAGCUAAAUGGCGUGCUGAGCGUUCUGGGAAGCCUCAACUCCCAGCCACAGUCACAGGGCCUCAACCUCAGUAGCCAGCCCCCGCCUCCCCUGUUCACCUCCUCACUUCGGCCUUCCAAGAACGUCCUUGCCCCUGCCUACUCCUCCCAGAGCAAGCUCUCAUCCUUAUCUUCUGUCACACCCACGUCUACCCAGUGGGCCUGGGACCCAGGACAGGCCACCAAGCUGCCCUCCCCCUCCUCCUUGCAAACCGUGGAUGAUUUCCUGCUGGAGAAGUGGCGCAAGUAUUUUCCCUCUGGCAUCCCGAUGCUCAAUGGCUCCCCUUCCCCGCCGGAAAACAAGCUGGGUUAUGUGUCUGUAAGCGAGCAGCUCCACCUCAUGCAGCGUUCCCACUCUCGAGUCCCGAAGACCGACAGCAUCAGCAUUCAGAGCAUGAUCGAGUCUAACCGGAAGUGGCUGGAACAUUUCCGGAACGACCCCAAGGUACAGCUCUUCUCCUCGGUGUCCAAACCAACAACCACAUCGAGCUUGCUGCAGCUGGGCCUGGACGAGAACAACAGACUCAAUGUGUUUCACUACUGAGCACCGUGUGGCGCCAGGCCAGUGCGGCCUCCUCCUCUGUGACAAGUGCCUGAGGAGCCGCCAGCACUUUAUUUCUCUCUCAUCAAGCAUGUCCUCCAUUGUAUACUCCUCCUAGGACUCAGAGGAACCACUGGGUAGGUGGGUGGAACAUAUGGACGUCUGCGAGCUUCUGUGUCAAAGUGGAGCUGAGACGUGACUGCUGAAGACAUCAGGGCUGUGGCCACCUUAGUUAAAGCAACUGCUUUCGGAGGCCUAGGGACCUCCUUGGAGGUUGGUCCCCUGCUGAGGUGUGGUCCUUCAUCUACACAGCCUCCUAGUAUGGCAUGCCCUAGGACUCGGCUGUGCUGGGCCUGUGCCUCUUUCUGAUACCUCAGCCCCGACAGGAUCACACCCAUCCCUCUCUUUUUGCCUUUUUUUUCUUUUUAAAUGUCUUCUGACUAUCUCAGGUUUGGGCUCAGCUGCCUGAGCCCAGCUGGACGUUCCUAGAGGGCCCCAAAGGGAUGUUCUGCCUCCUUCCUGUCAGCCGGAGGAGGCACUGUGCUUUCCUCGCCGUUCUCAGGAGCACACUUCCCUCCCUUAGGAUGCUCUCUGGAGCUCCUCUCCUUUGCCCUCAGGUCUCAAGCACCUAUCUCUCCAGGAAGCCAAAAAGCCAUAGGGAAAGAGAAGGAUGUGCCUUCUGCCCUGUCUUGAUAGUUCUCUUCUUUAACAUCCCGAGUGUGUCUGUGAGCCCUGUUUUCAUCUGUCCUUCUACCUGGGCCACCCUUGGCCCAGUCCAACUAUCAACUCUGCCCACAGCUCGGGGGAUGGGGCUGACUCAAGCCUGGCACCGGCAGGGGCCAUCUUGGAUCAGGUGCUUCUGGCUCAAGCCUCCUUGGCCCCCCCACGCCCCCUCAGUGGAAGUGCAUCCUCUGCAGGAGGAGCUGCAGGUGAUGUUCUUAGCAUCUGUCUCAUUGUUUAAACAAAAUGCCCUCGUUUUUCUUGUCUUGAGAAGCUGUGGGUUGCCUUUACUCCUGCAACUCACAGGGUCUCACAGAUUCAUUGUUCAUUUCUUUGCCGUGGAAUAAACCUCUAACAGCCAAUUGGCUUUUUACCCUCUUAGAUAUUUUUUAGUCAUCGACAGACCAUACACAGAAAAAGUCCAUUUUGUUACUUGUUCUACCCUGUGUGCCUUGAGAACCGCUCAUGUGGUACGACCGACUCUGGUGACAAUCCUGUGGGUUUUUUUGCAUCUAUUAAAUCUCUGUAAGUCAGUUUUCUA
Messenger RNA from Apodemus sylvaticus (European woodmouse), 7598 nucleotides. It is a transcript of the gene Cep164, whose product is annotated as centrosomal protein 164. Gene Ontology annotation, molecular function: protein binding. NCBI's taxonomy places the organism in Eukaryota, Metazoa, Chordata, Mammalia, Rodentia, Muridae. The coding region runs from base 194 to 6340 and encodes 2048 amino acids. The record is from RefSeq and is a predicted model, not a curated record. The transcript has 33 exons.